UUGGUGAGGAGCACUGAGCAACCACUUGACUUUCCCUUCCUCCCAACAAAGACAUGAAAGAGAAAUCAAGAUAGAUUUUUUUAUGAUACGAGUGAAGAUUAAAAGAAGAGAAAAUCAUGAGAAUGGAAUGGGAAGGUGAAGAACGUCAUCAAGAGAAUCAAACCCAGAGAGAUAUCGUGAAUGUAAAUGUGAAUAAUGGUGGAGUAAUGUAUGUCAAAGUGAUGACCGAUGAGCAGUUGGAGACUCUCAGGAACCAAAUUGCUGUUUAUGCCUCCAUUUGCGAGCAGCUCGUUGAGAUGCAUAAGAAUCUCACCGCCCAGCAAGAUCUUGCAGGUGGCAGGCUGGGAAACCUGUAUUGCGACCCUUUAAUGGCAUCUGCUGGGCACAAAAUUACGGCUAGACAGCGGUGGACACCGACUCCGGUGCAGCUCCAGAUUCUGGAACGUAUCUUCGAUCAGGGGACUGGAACUCCGAGCAAGCAAAAUAUCAAAGAGAUAACCUCGGAGCUGAUCCAGCAUGGGCAAAUUUCCGAAACGAAUGUCUAUAACUGGUUCCAAAAUAGACGGGCUCGGUCCAAAAGGAAGCAACUGGGGUCAUCAUCCAACAAUGCUGAAUCAGAACAAGAGACGGAAGUAGAGUCACCGAAUGAAAAGAAGAAUCUUCUCUCUCAGCAGAACCAUGCACCAAGUGCUGAAGAUCUGUGCUUCCAGAACCUUGAGAUAUCCCCCGAAUUGCAUUUCUUGAGUGUCAUGUCCAAUCCAAAUGCAUACGAUGGAGAUGAACACCUGUCUGGAAAAAUGGGAAUGCCGGGGAACUACAAUAUUUAUGACCAGGCAGAAGACUAACGCAUGGCAGGGUGAGACUCGGAUUGGUGGGCUAGGGUCGACAGUGGAGACGAAGAAUUCGGUUUAAUCAUGGAACACGACCAUGCUUAACAUAGUAAAGCUAAUACUUGUAGUUUGAACAUGAGAUGAGCCAGUUAAGCUGGAAAUAGACUUCUUAGUAUGAUUUCUGUAGUG
This is a messenger RNA of Hibiscus syriacus, 1019 nucleotides long. Its product is annotated as WUSCHEL-related homeobox 13-like. The coding region runs from base 117 to 845 and encodes 242 amino acids. The transcript has 3 exons. Lineage: Eukaryota; Viridiplantae; Streptophyta; Magnoliopsida; Malvales; Malvaceae. Gene Ontology annotation, molecular function: DNA binding; DNA-binding transcription factor activity. The record is from RefSeq and is a predicted model, not a curated record.